AUGUUUAAGUACAUAAUUCUUCUCACUCUCGCUAUGAACGCUGCCUCCGAGGCCUCCGUGCGGAUAUGUGAACCGAUAAAAGUGGCUAUGUGCAAGAACAUUGGAUACAAUCAGACUGGAAUGCCUAACUUAGCACGACAUACACUUCAAGCAGAUGCCGAUGUGACUCUGCAGACGUUCAGCCCCCUCGUACAAUAUGGUUGUUCAUCUCAGUUACAUCUGUUUUUGUGCUCCGUUUACGUUCCAAUGUGUACGGAUAAAGUCGCUCUUCCAAUCGGGCCGUGUAGAGGACUGUGUGAAAGCGUAUACUCAAGGUGUUAUCCAGUGCUGAGAGGGUUCGGUUUCCCGUGGCCAGCCGAGCUUGACUGUUCUCUAUUUCCAGUGGAAAAUAAUCAUGAGCACAUGUGUAUGGAGGGGCCUGGAGAAAGGACUCCAGUAGGAACAGUACCUCUCGAUACGAAUAGUGCUAGUAGGAGCGCUUGUAGAAGAUUAAUAAAACCUAAUAACUGGAUUUGGGUUAGGGGAACGGGACGAUGUGCCCAGUUUUGUGACGCUGAAGUGUUAUGGGAAGCUGGGGAGAGAAAGGCUGCCGAAGUGUGGCUUGCUACAUGGGCUGCGUUGAGUUUUGUGUGUUCCUUGGCGGCAGUGGUGGCUCAGUUAGCGUGUGGGGAUCGAGGGGGCUCUGGAGAGAGAGCCUUGGUAUUGGUCGCCCUCUGCAGGUGUGCUGCGGCAGCCGGUUGGGGAGUAAGAGCAGCGGCCGGUCGAACAGCAGCGGGCUGCGCUAAGGAUUCCACCUCACCAACCCGAAUGCUGCUUGCUCAUGACGGCUUGGCAAACCCCAACUGCGCUGUUGUAUUCAUGCUUCUAUAUUAUUUUGGAUUGGCUGCAUCUGUAUGGUAA
Pieris macdunnoughi is the source of this 900-nucleotide messenger RNA. The record is from the annotation of a GenBank genome assembly. Lineage: Eukaryota; Metazoa; Arthropoda; Insecta; Lepidoptera; Pieridae.